This is a messenger RNA of Didymosphaeria variabile, 1317 nucleotides long. RefSeq lists its product as uncharacterized. NCBI's taxonomy places the organism in Eukaryota, Fungi, Ascomycota, Dothideomycetes, Pleosporales, Didymosphaeriaceae. The transcript is spliced from 6 exons. Gene Ontology annotation, molecular function: heme binding; oxidoreductase activity, acting on paired donors, with incorporation or reduction of molecular oxygen; iron ion binding. The record is from RefSeq and is a predicted model, not a curated record. The coding region runs from base 1 to 1317 and encodes 438 amino acids.
AUGGUAUGGCCCAUUGUCCGGAUAGCACCGAAUCACUAUUCCAUCGACGAUCCAUCUGCUGUGCAAAUCCUCUACGGCGCUAGAUCUACUUUCGCCAAGGGAGAAUGGUACUCCGUCAGUGCGAGUCCCGACAUGCCCAUUCGCGACGUCUUCACGGAACUGGAUGCGAAAAAGCACGCUACACAUCGGCGUCAAAUUGCUCAAUUCUACUCUAUAAAGACACUACGGAAGAUGGAGGACGCGGUAGAUGAAUGCAUCAAAGAGUUCGAUCAAAGGCUCUCAGAGAUCUCUCGUUCCGGCGAAGUGAUUGAUUUGCAGUGGUGGGUUGCCAAGCGUUUCGGGUUCCUAAAAAAGGGGGAAGAUUGUAUGAACAUGAUCUCCAACAUCCACCAAAGUCUUCUAUACGUUGCCCGGAUUGGCGUGUACCCGGAAUGGCACCGAGUCAUCUUCAAGCUGUCCAGUUUCUUUGGCAACAGCGGCUUCGCGGCGGUCAUGGAUUUCGCAGGAAAGCAAAUCCAAGAACGGCUAUCGAAAUGGCAAGAUGAAGAGACCGGAGAGAGUGGAGACGAUUUCUUGACUAGUGUGCUGCGGCUGCACCGCGAGGACCCAGCCAAGUUUCCCAUGGAGAAGGUCUUCUUGACUUGCCUUCAGAACAUCGGAGCUGGUACAGAUACGACAAGCAUCAGCCUGAGCGCCAUCUUAUGGAACGUAAUAAUGGACCGCAGAGUUCUCGCUAAGGCAAAUUUAUUUCUUCCUCCCCGUCCUGCAGUACCAUGUCUGACAAUAGCACGACAGUUGCGCGCCGAGAUUGACGAGAAAACGGCUGACGGCCAGCUUUCGGACCCUCCAACGUUUGCAGAGACCCAGACCAUGCCAUAUUUCCAAGCCGUCAUUUUGGAAGGUCUGAGGAUCCACCCGGCUGCUGCUUUCCCCCUGGUUAGAAUUGUGCCAAAGGGAGGUGCCCAUAUCGCUGGGCGAUUCUUCCCGGAAGGAGUGUCCGUCGGAAUCAACUGUUGGGUUGCACACGCCAACCAAGCCGUCUUCGGUGAGGACGCCGAUCAAUUCAGACCGGAGAGGUGGCUCGCCGACAAGGAGACCGUCUCCGCCAUGAACAGAUAUUGGAUCCCUUUCGGUCACGGUUCUAGGACUUGCUUAGGCAAGAAUAUCAGUCCGAUGGAGAUUUCGAAGGCUGUGCCACAGCUGCUGCGAAAGUAUGAUUUUGAACGCGCAGAUGCGAAUGCGGAGCUUGAGUGCGAAUAUGUGUGCUUCGUCAAGCAAAAGAACAUGAAGUUCAAGAUAAUCCGACGAGAAGUCUGA